Molecule: messenger RNA, 778 nt
Organism: Macrobrachium nipponense
Lineage: Eukaryota; Metazoa; Arthropoda; Malacostraca; Decapoda; Palaemonidae
Product: carbohydrate sulfotransferase 11-like
Exons: 4
Coding region: 104-637 (177 amino acids)
Biological process (GO): carbohydrate biosynthetic process
Cellular component (GO): membrane
Molecular function (GO): sulfotransferase activity
Source: RefSeq, a predicted model, not a curated record
CAAGUUAAACAACAACAAUACUCGAUCUUUACGGGAUCGAGUCCACAUCAGCAUUUACCCUGUCUCCCUGCAUGACAGCAAGUACGCCUACGACCGUUGGAAUAUGAUUUCCACCUAUAGAAAGAUCCUGUUCGUCCGGAGCCCGUUCGAACGCGUCGUUUCCGCUUACAGAGACAAACUGGAGUUCUUGACUGGAGAGGAACGGUUUGAUUUUCCGACUUAUUUCAAGAAACUGUUGAACGACAGAUUCGGGCAAACACUUGAUGCCGUGGACACAGACAGUAAAGUCACUUUUGAAGCUUUUGUUAAAUUCGUCAUUUCCCAAAAUGAAGAUGCAGAAGAAGACAGGAUAACACUGGACCCUCAUUGGCGAUCUAUUCACACGCUUUGCAAUCCAUGCGACAUUGACUACGACUUCAUAGGUAAAUUCGAGCACCUGACUGAAGACUCCAGGUACCUGUUCAAGUGGCUGAGAAUCGAAGACCUGGUGACCGCUCUGCCGCCACCUGUUCGGUCCGUGAACGCGACGCCUCUUGUCCGCGAAUAUAGAGACCGGCUUUCCUUUCCUCUUAGAUUAGCUUUCUUCCGAAAAUAUAUACUCGAUUAUCUGAGUUUUGACUACCAACUUAACCCCUGACAUGAGAAAGGUAUUUGAGUGUUUGUAGAUAUAUUUUUUCACUGAAACUUUAGCUUGUAUGUCUAUAGUUUUACAUAUACCAAAAAUAAAAUGUGAUAUCCACAGGGAAACCUUAAAUUCCAGCAGAUCAGCUGAAUUCAU